Molecule: messenger RNA, 3009 nt
Organism: Galendromus occidentalis (western predatory mite)
Lineage: Eukaryota; Metazoa; Arthropoda; Arachnida; Mesostigmata; Phytoseiidae
Exons: 1
Coding region: 1-3009 (1002 amino acids)
Source: RefSeq, a predicted model, not a curated record
AUGGAACGUCUACGACGUGCCAUUGAGUCCGAGGUCGGUCGUGAAAUCGAGCGUCUCAUCGAGCGUCGCUCUUCGGCGAGCACUGCCGACGAGCUUCUGGAGCGAAUCGCACCAUCGGAGACAUGGCGGAGAUUUCGAAGGAAGUAUAUCCUGUCCACGGUCGCGAACGGGAACGAGGCGAUCUACGAGAGGUUGCCGCGGAAGUUUUCCAUGGACGCGGUGGUCGGCGGCGGCGGCGACGACCACCACAGCCUCACAUCAAUCGGCUCGAUAUCGAGCGUGUCCACAACAGACACGGUCUUGGUGUUCAGCGAUGCUGAGUUCGUUCAAGUUUGUGAGCUCCUCGCCAGCGACGACAAUUUCGACAAACUGCAAGGACUCGAUAUGUUGGCUCGAGCGUCGAGCGUCGAGAAUUUCGUGCGCACCGAGGAGUGGGGAGUGUUGGAGAAAUUGUUACGGAUUUGCUUGUUCGACGAAAACUCUUUGAUCCGCUCGGAGGUCUCGAGCGUCUAUCGGAUGAUGAUUUGCUCCACGGACGACAGGACCAGCCUCACAGCAUACAGCAGCAUGCUCAAAGCGGUUUGUAGUUUUCUAGGGCGAGGAAAACCCUCUCAGCCUAGGAGACUGCGUCAGGCCGUAUACCUCCUCGAUUGUCUCAACGACUACCACAAGGAAUGCGUCGCGCAUCGCUGGUUGAGGACCCCCACGCACAUCAUAACUGCAUUCAUACAGAGCACGUUGGAUUGUCUCGCGGAUCGUCGGGUCUGGACUUUUCUCGCCGGAAUCGACCCCACCGCGUCAUGGAUUCAGGGCUGGCUCGCUGCCGCCCCGAUCCGGGGCAUUGUGAUCAAUGAAAUCAGGAGCAGAACGCUGUUCGUCCAGAUCGCGGUUUCGCGAUUAGCGGACGAUGAGUGCCACAAGACUGUUCUCCUGUAUUCGUGUUGCGUGUUGUUGCAUUUUCUGCGAUACGAACAGGGGCGUCAACUCAUCGAUCUGUCGGUGGCCGUCGCUCAAGAAAAUUCCUGGUUCACUAUCCUCAUCAAUUGCAUAAAAACCAUCUUCCAGUUCCAACCGGACCCGAGUCUCAAAGACUUGUGUCUGCAAACGGUCAAUGCCGUCAGUACCUCGCUGUCUGUCGACCAUCAGCAGGAGCUACUGCAUCUGAGUCUGAGCUUGUUCCCGAAAAAAAUCUCAUCCGACACCCAUCUCGAGCAGUUCGAUUGGGCGAGUAGUUUUCUACUGACCCUCGUCAGGACUCCCAUCAAUCGACACGUCAUCGUGCAUUCGGUCAUCAAGGAUCCUCUGACAUCAGAGACCCUGCUCCAGAUAUUCAGUUCGAUCUUCAGCAUGAAACACGUGUCGGUCCCCUUGAAAAAUCCAGUAUUCUACCUCGGAAUGCGGAAAAUCCUUCAGUCGUGUACUCAGAUCCUCUCACAUCCCAUGUUCCUUCUUCAGUUCCCUUUGACUCGGAUUUCUGCCCUCGCACUCGACGCUCUCUCCCUUGACACUGUCUUACCUCGGACUUUAGUGGUGAGGAUGAGCAUGACCAGCCUCGGGAGCGCUCUCUGGAAGAGGGGAGCGCUGAACGACAGCGCUCCCAGGAUCAUAUCCGACCUGUGCAAGUUCGAGGGACGCGUAUCCGAAACUCUACUUGUCACGAAUUUUCUUCAAUUCGUUCCCCCGAACCAGAUCCAGGGCAUACUGGAGAAGUUCGGUAUGCACGUCUGGAAGAGACAUGCGAGCGACGACGCGAGACUCGAGGCGCUCUUAAUUCUUCAUUCCUCGGUCACCAACGUGAAACUCAUACUGAAGAGCAUCGGAUUCUCAUCGAUCAUCGACAGAGACCUCUACAGAGACGUUCUGCUUUUGCCAACGAGUAAACGACUCAGCGACGACCAGGUCAUAAUGUCUCUGACAGUUCUAUCGGUGAUGUGUUCCUCGUUGCCGACGUACAUAUUUCUCCAGGAAAGAUACCGUCUGACCGAGAUCCUCCGGAACGAACUUCUGAAACACGUGGGUGACCAAGACCAGUACGUCGUGGACGAGAUUUCGAAUCAGAUCGACUCUCUGAUCUCCCGAAUCACUCUUGUCGGGGGGCCGUCGGAGAGGAAGAUCCUCGGCUUCAAUUCUUCUACGCAACUUAAGCCGGUCAAGAAAGCCACUUCGGUCAGCCGCUCCUGCAGAAUGAACCGUGACCUGUCCAUCGACCGACGAUAUUUCGACGAGUUUCUCCAGGACCAACGAGGUCUGAGCAGGUUCCAGUUCGACGAGGUUUUCAGUUUGGUGCCAGCGAAUGAUCUCGACGAACUGGAAGUCGAAUUGAACGAUAUCGACGCCCUCGGACUGCAACUGAUUCUGGCUUAUAACCGACAAGCUCAGAUCAUCGAAUAUCCGGACACGGUCAUCUCUAAAUCGUGGUACCGAUUGCAGGCAAAUGUCGCUCCCAGCUUCAGAUCCACGAAUCUCCAAACAAUCGACUUCACCUUGGCUAGCCUCUUCCUUCUGUGCAGAGGUGAUCCCGGCAGGGCAUUGACGCUGCACGGCAUGCUUGUCGACAGAGGUUGCAAUUUCAUCUAUUUCCCGGAUAUUUUCGAAGUGGGCGACACUCUGGUGACUGCCUCGGUCACCCACACUCUGGAACUGAUGGUGUUCAAUGAACUUCCCAAAGUUCAUUUCGCGUUGAGGCGUGCCAAUUUCCUCCUCAGGAACCUAGCGUCGUUCUGGGUUGGUCAGAACCUGUGGAACGUGAUCGAUCUUGACGAGAUCGCGACGAUACUUGCCGUGUGUCUCGUACACGGCAGCGACUAUUUAGUUUACUAUUGUGUUGCGAUUUUGCGACAUAUCGAGCCGGAGGUUAUCCGACUGAGUCUCGAGGGGAACUUGGCAUUGAACGUGCGACUUGAACCGGUGCUGGACUUCAAAGCGAGCGAGAGUCUGGAGUUCUGCCAUCAACUCCGGAAAGUCUACAGAGCAGGCAUGACGGACGCGAUUGAGAACUGCAAACCGUAG